CAUCUACUUCGAAGCUUCAGACGUUUACUUGGGGAAGAGCCGGUCAGGAACCGACAGAUGACCUGGUUGUGUUCUCGUGAGCGUGUUCUUCUUCUGAUCCAGACAUCGAGUAUCUCUGAGUAAUACUUGGGACAAUGUGGGAGGAACACGAACUAGAAGAAAUCCCUUCUGUAGCAGAACGCAGAGCUGCAUAUGGCCGUUCAAAGGACUGCCAGCUUCUUUCUGGCGCUUUCCCAGAUGCUAAACCCAUUCAGCUACAGCCUCCAGUAAAGGUUACCAGACCCCUCUAUUACCGUCCUAUUGGUGAUGAACCUGUUAAUGAAUAUGCAGGUGCACUUCUUCCUGAUAACUACUCAAAUGCUGAAGCCUACGUUUCUGCAAAAGAUUUAUACUCUGGUCGUCGUAAUGCAGCUGGUGGAGCUAUCUUGGCUGCUGUUGACUCUGAUGCUGCUACUGCUGCCGCCUCCGCAGUCCCUAAGACGGGGACAUGCCCUAAUUGCAAGAUAGGUAACGUGUCCCGGAGCUUCAAAAUGUGCGGGCUGCUGUCCCUGUGCUGGAAGCCUGAGAGAUGUCGGGUGUGUGGCCACGUCAUCACCAGCGAAGAGUAGCCAGCGCUUAGACUAGCUACCUACCAAAACCCUGCGGAAGAUACCUUGUAUACAUUGGUAUACAUGGGUAUACUUGGGGACCCACGGGGAGAAAAAAAACAAAAUUGCGUAAUUAUUUAAUGGUUCCGAGGAACGCCUUGAUUUGCUUGGCUCUUUUAGCCUAGCGGGUGGAGACAAUAACAGCAUGUUGGGAUUUUUAUCUUUUUAAUGCUUAUCUAUAGGUUAUGACUAAGACUUUAGUUGAUUACUUUUAUUUUUGUGGCUGGACAGAUUUCUGAAAGUACUAUUAAAUUUUUACUCUAA
Molecule: messenger RNA, 911 nt
Organism: Procambarus clarkii (red swamp crayfish)
Lineage: Eukaryota; Metazoa; Arthropoda; Malacostraca; Decapoda; Cambaridae
Source: RefSeq, a predicted model, not a curated record